Molecule: messenger RNA, 4475 nt
Organism: Elgaria multicarinata webbii
Lineage: Eukaryota; Metazoa; Chordata; Lepidosauria; Squamata; Anguidae
Gene: FBXO38
Product: F-box protein 38
Exons: 23
Coding region: 238-3792 (1184 amino acids)
Biological process (GO): protein K48-linked ubiquitination; SCF-dependent proteasomal ubiquitin-dependent protein catabolic process
Cellular component (GO): cytoplasm; nucleus
Molecular function (GO): protein binding
Source: RefSeq, a predicted model, not a curated record
GCUGUGUAGCCCUGGGAGGAAGUGUCUCUCGCUGGAGUUGCUCCUCGGAUUAGAGCCCCAAUAAGUGGAGCUGGCCGGGCAGUGAUUAAUGGCAGCGAUGAUCUAAUCUUCUCAAAUAAUUUGAAGGAAGAGUUAAUCGGUGAAUUGCUUGGAUCAAGAGUGGGAAAAAACCCUUCAAAAUUUCCAUUGUAACUGCCUCACAGUACCAACCUCCUUUAAUCAGCAAACAUCACCAAAAUGGGGCCUAGACGGAAAAAUGUGAAAGUAUGUUCCACGAGUAGGGAAGGCCCUGUAUGCAUCAAAGCUGCUGAACUGAAGGACUAUAUGAACCAGCUUUCACAUGAAGUGCUUUGCCAUAUUUUUAGGUAUCUUCCCCUACAGGAUAUCAUGUGCAUGGAAUGCCUCUCCCGGAAGUUAAAGGAAGCAGUUACGCUGUACUUGAGAGUGGUGAAGGUUGUGGAUCUCUGCGCGGGUCGCUGGUGGGAAUACAUGCCCACUGGAUUCACAGACUCCAGCUUCCUGACUUUACUGAAGAAAAUGCCUGACAUUGAGCAGCUGUAUGGGCUUCAUCCCAGGCAUCUUGACAGGCGUAGAGUUCGUGGCUAUGAGGCUUUCAGCAUUCCUGGAGUUCUAGAAGCCUUGCAGGCUUGCCCAAAUCUAUUAGGUGUUGAGACUUCCCAUUUGGAACUCGUAGAAGCCAUUUGGACUUAUAUGCCACAAGUUCACAUCCUAGGGAAGUUUCGUAAUCGUAAUGGUGCCUUCCCAAUUCCACCUGAAAACAAACUGAAAAUACCAAUAGGAGCUAAAAUUCAAACUUUGCACUUAGUAGGAGUUAAUGUCCCUGACAUUCCUUGCAUCCCAAUGCUGAGGCACCUGUAUCUGAAGUGGGUGAGGCUCACCAAACCACAGCCAUUUAAGGAUUUCCUUUGCAUCAGUUUACGCACUUUUGUCAUGAGAAAUUGUGCAGGACCCACAAACUCGUUGAAGUAUGUCCCCUUGGUCACAGGUUUGGCUUCUGCUCGAAACCUGGAACACCUAGAAUUAGUUCGUGUUCCCUUCCUUGGCGGUCUCAUCCAGCAUGUUGUAGAAGACAGCUGGAGAUCUGGGGGCUUCAGAAAUUUGCACACAAUUGUUCUGGGAGCUUGCAAGAAUGCUCUUGAAGUGGACCUUGGCUACCUCAUCAUAACUGCUGCACGAAGGUUGCACGAAGUACGAAUCCAGCCUUCCCUAACCAAAGAUGGAGUAUUCUCUGCACUAAAAAUGGCAGAAUUGGAAUUUCCACAAUUUGAAACACUACAUCUUGGAUAUGUUGAUGAGUUUUUGCUGCAGUGUAAAAUGAUCAAUGCAGACCUAGUGAAGUAUGGCUUGGCUGAUGUGGUUGAAAAUCCAGGCAUCAUCACAGACAUAGGAAUGAAAGCAGUGAAUGAAGUCUUCUCUUCUAUUAAAUAUCUUGUCAUAUACAACUGUCCACAUCUACAUAAUCCAAGCAGUUGGAUCACAGAUCAUUCAAGAUGGACUCGGCUAUUUGAUCUCACCUUGGUGAGAUGCCAUGCAAUAAAGCUAGACUCCUUUAGUCAAUUUAUUGAGUUACUACCAAGCCUGGAGUUUAUCUCACUGGACCAGAUGUUCCGGGAACCUCCCAAAGGGUGUGCUCGUGUAGGCCUAAGUGCAGGCACAGGAAUUGGUGUUUCCUCUGCUUUGGUCAGCAAUCAGAACUCCAACAAUGAUAAUGACAACAAUAAUAACCACCAGAAUAAUAAUGCAAAUAUACACCAUAACAACCACCAGCAACCAAAUGACCAAAAUGAGGAGAAUGAGCUGAGACAGGAGGAACAAGCAGAAGAACAGCAGAUUGCAGCAGAGGCACUGAAUGAUAUGGAGGAGGUUGCGCAGGAAGAUGGAGUGGCUAUGGCAGAGAGCCACAGUGAAGCCUCUACAACUAAUCAGGCACUUCUUCCUAUGGAAGUUGAUGAAGAACAAGCAGGGCCUAGUGGCCUUCAGCCUAAUGUAAAUCUAGCACCUAUUACUGUCCAUGAUUCAGAUAGUGAGGAUGAAGAUGAGAACAUGGCAACCUCGAGAUCAUGCAUUACAAACAGCAUUGCACAAAAUUACUCAGAUGGAGAGGAGAGAGUCAGAGAUCCAGUGGAAAUCCGGGAGCCAUCAGUAGUGAGUGGUAAAGGCAAAGCUCCACUGCGGAAGAGAUGCAACGCCAGCCGGGUGAAACUGUUCCUUUCUGAGGAAAGCAGCUGUGAAAAAGGCUGUCAAGUCACCAGUGAGCAGAUUAAAGCGGACAUGAAAGCAGCCAGUGAUGUGACAACAGAAAGAAAUAAAAACAAAGAUUGUUACCCGGGCUGUGGUGGUGGUGGUGGCGGUGGCACUGGACCUCCAGGGACCUCAGGCACUGCUGCUUCUCAAAGCCCUGAUGGGGUGAGGACAGCUGAUGGCACAAGCGAGGCCCCCGCCGCUGCUGCAGAGGACUCCGGGAAGUGUCUUUGCAGGAGUGAAGGCUCCAGUGAGAGGGAUGAGGAGGAGAACUCUUUAUGCUCCAGGUGUUCCUGCUAUUCGCCCCAGAGCCAGCCAAGGAGGACUAAUGGAGCCUCUGAUGGCGAAUGCCCGUCGGCCAGUGGAACUCGGGGUAUGAAUGGGCCAAAUGUGGGAGGGGCGGAAUUCUCCCUGAGAACAUUACCAAAUGGUGCCUCUCCAGGGGAGACCAACCAUGAGAGGACUAAUGAGAGAGUCUGUGGGACUGCCAAUGAGGAGCAGAGCACUGGUUCGCCGCAAGGGAGGUAUGAAGUGGAAUAUAAUGAAGAUUAUCCCCGCAGACCUCUAACAAGAGCCAGAAGCAGACUUUCCCAUGUGCCUCUGGUAUCUCAAUCAGAAUCAACCAAACCAAAGCCCAGGCAUUCAGUGAAGCGGAAAAGGACAGCUGACAAGUCCACCAGCACCAGCGAUCCUGUGAUUGAGGAUGACCAUAUCCAGAUUCUGACACUGAAAUCAAAGAACCUUGUUGGGAUCACCUUGACAAACUGUGGCAUAACAGACCUAGUGCUGAAAGACUGCCCUAAAAUGAUGUUCAUUCAUGCCACCAGAUGCCGUGUACUUAAGCACUUAAAAGUAGAGAAUGCACCAAUUGUUAAUCGGUUUGACUAUGCUCAGUGCAAGAAAUUAAAUAUGGAUCAGGUACUGGAUCAGAUACUGCGGAUGCCACCAGAGAGAAACCGGAUAAUUUAUCUUCGUCCAAUGCAGCAGGUUGACACGCUGACGCUAGAACAAAAGAUAUUCAGUGGUCCUUACCCAUACCACAUCUGCGUAAUUCAUGAGUUCAGUAACCCUCCAAAUGUCCGCAACAAAGUGCGCAUUCGCAGCUGGAUGGAUACAAUAGCAAACAUAAACCAAGAGCUUAUUAAGUAUGAGUUCUUCCCUGAAGCCUCACGAACAGAGGAUGAUUUAAAAAAAUAUACAAAGUAUCCCUGGGGGAGAGACAUCUACACUCUAGAAGGUGUUGUGGAUGGGGCUCCCUACUCCAUGAUUACUGAUUUCCCUUGGUUGAGGUCACUCAGGACAGCUGAGCCUAAUGGCUAUGCUAGAUACGACUUUGAGGAUGAUGAAAAAACGACUAUUUAUGCUCCCCGAAGAAAAGGACAGCUGUCAGCAGACAUCUGCAUGGAAACCAUAGGCGAGGAGAUUUCUGAGCUUCGUCAGAUGAAGAAAGGUGUAUUCCAGCGGGUGGUUGCUAUAUUCAUCCAUUACUGCGAUGUUAAUGGGGAACCAGUAGAGGAUGAUUACAUCUGAAUGGAUCAGGCUGCAGGUUUCCAGCCCUUCCUACCUUUUGACUGGCAUUGCCAGCAAAGAAAGCAAGUGGAUUCCUUCCACUGCCUUAGUGCACUGAGAGGUCUUGGAACUUGUGUGGUUCACAGCUGCCUCCAACGCCUACUGGAAUAGUUUGUAGUAAAUGUAUAAUGAGAAGUUGCGUUGUAUACUGAGGACUCUACACAGAAGAAAAAUCUUCCUAAAGUUGACUUUAUUUCAUAUGUUUAUAUUACGAAAUUUAAUUUAAGUUCCAUUUUAAUGAAAGCAACUAGUUAUGGCAAGGGAAAAAAAGUUUGAAUUUCUUAGUCCAUAUGAUUCAUAGCAGUAUUUUUGUUGGUUUGCCACAAGCAAAAACCCCAUCUGCCAUGUUCAGGAGCCACAGGAGUCUUUUAAACUGUGCCUUUUUUUCUCUUGAGCAUCUAAGAGUCCAUUCUGAGUAAAUCUGUUGAACAGUCUGAGUCUUGUGCAUUUUUCAAGGGGAAUAAAACAGAAGUUAAACCAGUGAAGAAUGACAGAAGUGAGACGAGCAGCCAUGCAGAUGUUCUAUAGAAAACUUAUUUAUUUAUUUAAAAAAACAAAGAACAAAUCUUGAUUUCAGAAUUUAAUAAACUAAGAAGCUUGUCGGCCGGAAUGUGCAAGAUUAAUAAAAGGCAAUACAUUCAGAA